AAGCUUCUAGUGAAAUGAAAGUUAACGGACUGAAAUGUGUGAGGGAAAGAUAAAGUAGGUUUCACAAUAUCUCCAAAAGUAGUUCAAAGUACAAUUUAUGGGGUUUUAGAAGUAGAGCUACUGUCUGCUUCUUUACAAUUCCUGUCAGAACGUUUAUAGGUCAAGUGUAUCUACUGCAUCAUGGUGGACGCUUUGUCCUUCCUAGAAGAGGAUCUGACAUGUCUCAUCUGUUGUGAUGUCUUCACCGAUCCGGUCACUUUGAAAUGUAGCCACAGUUUGUGUGAGAAAUGUCUCCAGUGUUUCUGGACGGCUCGGGAUGUCCCGCAGUGUCCGGUCUGUCGGAAGGAAUGCUCUCAGGACGAGCCCACCAAGAGCCUGGCGUUCAGAGCACUCUGUGAGACCUUCAAGAAGAGAAAACCCUCAGCUGUUUCAGGAGACGUUCCCAAUUAGCAUUUGGUUACAGCUGCAAUCCCAUUUUACCCAGCGAACACCAAAUAUCUUACUGUUUAUCUACACAGACUCCAACACCCAUCAGUAGCAAACACAAUCCCUGAACUACAGGAAUAUCAACACUAUCCCAUUCAGACAGUGAUCUUCACCACAUGGGCCAGAAUGCAGAACCUCGUUGAACAGCUCAUCUGUGUUUCAGCUCCUGUGACUCUGGACCCAGACACAGCAUCCGGUAAACUGCUGGUGUCACAGGAUUGCACCAGUGUUCAGUACGUAGAAAUGAAACUGGAUGUGUUUGAUAACACAAAAAGGCUGCAUGACGGGGUGCUGGCCUCACAGGGCUUCAGCUCAGGUGUGCACUGCUGGGACACAGAGGUGGGUGAUAACAACAACUGGACACUGGCAGUGAUGGGGGAAACAGUGAACCGCAAAAAAAAAUGUAAAAUGAAUGCAAAAAAUCGCUUUUGGUGUUUUCGUAAUGUGAAUGGUAAAUACAAGAAAGGUAAAAAACCUGUCAGCGAUAUUGAUAGCAAUGAAAGGCCAAAUAUCAUCCGACUGCAGCUGGCCUUUGACAAAGGAGAGCUGAGAUUCAUCGACCCUUCCAAAAACAGAAGUCUGUGUACCUACACAGGUGGAUUUCCAGAGAAAGUCUUCCCAUAUUUCUGUACUGAAGAUGUGGACACACCACUGAGUCUUUUCCCAGCAAACACACUAAACAUCUAAACCAAAACUAACAUGACAAGUGAAUGCUGAACACCAUAAAUAUCCCUGUGCA
This is a messenger RNA of Cyprinus carpio (common carp), 1225 nucleotides long. Its product is annotated as zinc-binding protein A33-like. The record is from RefSeq and is a predicted model, not a curated record. The transcript is spliced from 2 exons. Gene Ontology annotation, molecular function: protein binding. Bases 613 to 1173 code for a protein of 186 amino acids. Lineage: Eukaryota; Metazoa; Chordata; Actinopteri; Cypriniformes; Cyprinidae.